Molecule: messenger RNA, 3058 nt
Organism: Scatophagus argus
Lineage: Eukaryota; Metazoa; Chordata; Actinopteri; Scatophagidae
Product: extracellular calcium-sensing receptor-like
Exons: 6
Coding region: 29-2623 (864 amino acids)
Biological process (GO): G protein-coupled receptor signaling pathway
Cellular component (GO): membrane
Molecular function (GO): G protein-coupled receptor activity
Source: RefSeq, a predicted model, not a curated record
UCUCAGUGGUUUAUCUCUCUUCGACAGCAUGAUGUCCGCACAGAAGUGGCAAGAGCAGGGUUGGGCACUCUUACAGCUGUUGUUGGUGGUGUUUUUCUCUCAUGCUGAGGAGCCGGUGUGCAGGCGACGAGGGGAUCCCGAGAACCCCCAGUUAUCUAAGGAUGGGGACAUUAUGCUGGGGGGAAUCUACAAUUUCCACAGUACGUGGCGAGACAGACAGGGUACCUACCAGCAUAAACCACUACCACUACAAUGCACCAGUCUGAAUUUCAGAGGGUUCCAGUAUACCCAGGCAAUGCUCUUUGCCAUAGAGGAGAUAAACAACAGCACAGACCUGUUGCCUGGCAUCUCUCUAGGCUAUAAGAUCUAUGAUGCUUGCAGCUCAGUUGCUAGAAGUGUGAUGGUCUCCCUCUCCUUAGUGACUGGUGAUGAAGUAGCAUUUGCACUCUCUGAUGAACAAUGUACUAGACCUGCCAAUGUGCAGGCGAUCAUUUUAGGUAUAGCUUCCUCUCCUUGCAUGGCUACAGCUACUAUCAUUGGACCCUUUCAUAUCCCACUGAUCAGCCAGGUUGCUACUUGUGCUUGUCUCAGUGAUAAAACCAAGUACUCAUCCUUCCUCAGAACAAUACCCAGUGACUACUACCAGAGCAGAGCUUUGGCCCAAUUGGUCAAGCACUUCGGUUGGACUUGGAUUGGAGCCAUUAGAACAAAUGAUGAUUAUGGCAAUAAGGGCAUGGCUACAUUUGUAAAAACUGCCCAGCAGCUGGGCAUUUGUGUGGAGUACUCUGUGUCUUUCUUUAGAACAGAUCCACUAGACAAAAUACAAAAGAUAAUUGAAAAUAUCAAGUCAUCCACUUCCAAGGUGAUUGUUGCUUUCCUCUCCCCCACAGAGUUGUACGUGAUAAUACAUGAGUUGUCUCAGCAAAAUCUGACAGGGUACCAGUGGGUAGGCACUGAGGCCUGGAUUUUUGAUUUUCAAACUGCAGCCAUGGAUAAGCAUCACAUUCUGGAUGGUGCCAUAGGCCUGUCCAUCCCCAAAGCACAUGUCAGUGGCAUGAGAGAGUUCAUGUUGGAUGUGAAGCCACUCAAUUCAUCUGGCUAUGAAUUGUUUACAGAGUUUUGGGAGACUUUAUUUAGCUGUAAGUUCAAGCAGUCAAAUACAUUAGCAGCAAAUCAGAGAGAAUGUACUGGACACGAAGAUGUGAGUGGGGUGGAAAACAGCUUCACUGAUAUGUCGCUCAUGCCUCUCUUUUACAAUGUUUAUAAAGGAGUGUAUGCGGUGGCCCACGCACUUCACAACAUUCUCAGUUGUAAUAAAACAUGUAACAACAAGGUGCAGCUAGAUCCAUUAACGAUUUUGGAGCACAUAAGAAAGAUUCAGUUCAAAACAAAGGAAGGAGAUGAGGUUUACUUUAAUGAGAAUGGAGACCCAGCAGCAAAGUAUGAAAUUAUAAACUGGCAGCCAACCAAAAGUGGCGUUGUGGAUUUUGUCACAGUUGGACUUCACGAUACAUCUUUACCUGCAGGCCAACAGCUGAUUCUGCAAAAUAAGUCCUUGAUAUGGGCACAGAACUCCCAACAGGUGCCUUUGUCAGUUUGCAGCGACAAAUGUUCCCCAGGAACUCGCAAGGUUCUGCAAAAAGGAAAGCCUGUCUGCUGCUAUGACUGUAUAAGAUGUGCAGAAGGAGAAAUAAGCAAUACUACAGAUUCCAUCACCUGUAUGAGAUGUGACCCUGAGUUCUGGUCAAAUGAGAGAAGAGAUGCCUGUGUAAAGAAGGAGGCAGAGUUUCUAUCAUAUGAAGAGGUCAUGGGAGCACUGCUCACUGCUGCCUCCCUAUUUGGAACAUGUAUGACUGCAGUUGUGGCUUUCAUUUUCUUCACAUACAGGCAGACUCCCAUUGUGAGGGCCAACAACUCUGAGCUGAGCUUCCUGCUGCUCUUCUCAUUAAAACUGUGUUUCCUGUGUUCUCUGACCUUCAUCGGUCGGCCCUCUGAGUGGUCCUGCAUGCUGCGACACACUGCAUUUGGGAUCACCUUUGUCCUCUGUAUCUCUUGUGUUCUGGGGAAAACAAUAGUGGUGUUGAUGGCCUUCAGGGCCACACUUCCAGGUAGUAAUGUGAUGAAAUGGUUUGGUCCUGCACAGCAGAAACUCAGUGUUCUGGGUUUCACUCUUAUACAAGUUGUCAUAUGUGUCCUCUGGUUAACAAUUUCUCCUCCUUUUCCCUUUAAGAAUAUCAAGAAUUUCAAGGACAAAAUCAUCUUAGAGUGCGCUCUGGGCUCAGCUGUAGGCUUUUGGGCUGUGCUUGGGUACAUCGGACUUCUGGCCAUGUUGUGUUUUAUUCUCGCUUUUCUGGCUCGGAAACUGCCUGAUAAUUUCAAUGAAGCCAAAUUUAUCACCUUUAGCAUGCUGAUAUUCUGUGCAGUAUGGAUCACUUUUAUCCCAGCGUAUGUCAGCUCUCCUGGAAAGUUCAGUGUUGCUGUGGAGAUAUUUGCUAUUCUGGCUUCAAGUUUUGGACUGCUGAUUUGUAUUUUUUUUCCAAAAUGUUAUAUCAUCUUACUGAAACCAGAGAAGAAUACGAAAAAGAAUAUGAUGGGAAAGGGGCAAUCAACAUCAACAUUUUGAAAACAUAAAAUCAUAUGGUGGCAAAAGCACUCUAGUGCCAUCAUAAAAUACUGUCAAGUAGGUAUCUAUCUUUAUUUUUGCGAAGACUUUAACUGUACAACUAUAGUAUUUGUCCAAUAUAUAUAAAAUUUAAUUUGCGACAUAGUCUGUUGACAUGACAUUACACAGUAAUAUACAAUACAAAGUAAUUUACAAUCAACAUCCAUCUCUCUCUUUGGCUCUCAAUUAUGUAUUUCCUUUUUGUAGGAUAAUCCAGGGUAUUCCAUUACCCUGGAUUAGACCCUAAUUGUAAAGUGACUCUAAAGUGAUGCAAACCCAGACAUCACUGUAGAGGCAAAUCAGGGCCCAAAGUUUCAUUAAUUUGAAAAACAAAAAAAACCUUGAAACUGAAAGUUGAAUUUUGGAUUUUGAACUUAAAACUUACAAAAUAUAACA